AUGGCGGAGAAACCUGUGAAGUACAAUUCCUUACCAGCCCCCUCCAAAAUGUUCCGAAAUGUAACUGACUUUUUUGUCCUGUUCUACUCAGGCGGGGCAAGCAAAGGUGGUGGAGAAGAGCCCGGGAAGCUGCCGGAGCAGGCAGAGGAGGAAUCCCAGGUUUUGCACGGAACUGGCCACUGUAAGUGGUUCAACGUGCGAAUGGGAUUUGGAUUCAUCUCCAUGAUAAACCGAGAGGGAAGCCCCUUGGAUAUUCCAGUCGAUGUAUUUGUACACCAAAGCAAAUUAUUCAUGGAAGGAUUUAGAAGCCUAAAAGAAGGAGAACCAGUGGAGUUCACAUUUAAAAAAUCUUCCAAAGGCCUUGAAUCAAUACGGGUAACAGGACCUGGUGGGAGCCCCUGCUUAGGAAGUGAAAGAAGACCCAAAGGGAAGACACUACAAAAAAGAAAACCAAAGGGAGACAGAUGCUACAACUGUGGUGGCCUUGAUCAUCAUGCUAAGGAAUGUAGUCUACCUCCUCAGCCAAAGAAGUGCCAUUGCUGUCAGAGCAUCACGCACAUGGUGGCGAACUGCCCUCACAAAACUGUGGUGCAGCCGCCCGCCGGUUCUCAGGGAAGACAGGAAGCAGAGCCCCAGCCGUGCACCGCGUUCCCUCGAGAGGUGGGGGGUGGGCACGGCUAUGCGUCACCACCGUUUCCUCAGGAGGCGAGGUCCGAGGUCUCUGAGUGGCCAGGCACGUCACCUGCAGAAGCUUCCUUCACAAAGUCAUCUGCAGCACCAGAAGAUCAAAGCAAAAAGGGGCCUUCCGUUCAAAAACGGAAAAAGACAUAACCCUUUUUCUUAACAUUAUCGUUUUCUCUCCCCGGUUGGGAAGUCUACCUCAUGCAAAUACAGGGGAACAGUAUUUCACAAACAGCAGCUGACCUGGGAUUUUUAACUACUGUUGAGGAACUGUGAAUUUUUUUAAACAGACAAAUCACUCUAAGCAAAUUACCUUUGAGCAGGGUGUCAUGUGUCAUGUGACUCAGAGGAUGAGAUGCUCUGUGUAUCUGUAUGUGCAUGUGUGAGAGGGAGAGAGCCUGAGCCUGUGUGUGUAUGUAGGAGGAUUUUCUAUAGAAUGUAGACAUAUAUAUAAAGAGGGUUUGUCUUUAUAUAUGUGUGUAUAGAGAUGUCAGCACACAGCCUCCCUCGCAGAAUUGGACAUCCCCAAGAAUUGAAAACCCAGGUAAAGCAUUUUAGAUGGUUUUGAAAAUAACCCUUGGAGUUUUUCUUGAAAUACCAUUCCCUUUAUAUUACAUUAGGAAAAAACAAAACAAAACAUGACUGUUACCUUUUAUGUGAACCAAAGGAUACUUCAGAUCUCAGCGCUGCCAAUCCUAUGGUACUAAAGGUUUUUAAGACAUCAGUUCUCCCGAAUUUGGGAUUGCCUCUUUUUCUUGAUAUCUGUAGAGUGUGUCCCCCACCCCACCCCCUUUGAAGGCAGUACCUUAACUCCAUAUGCCUCUGACUGCCAUAAGCUUUUUUGAAUCUGGGAUACAUGACUCCAGAAAAGACAAUGAAUGUGUAAUUUCUGUGCCGAUAUUUCAGUGUUUUUAAUUCAUACAUUUUGAUUGUAAAUUAGAUGCCUAUUCAGAGAAAUGAAGGGGAGGGCAAUGUAUAAAGGUAGUGACUUGAUUGUUUUCAAUGGUAUUUUGAUACUCGUUAUAAUCUUUUACCUGUUGUGAGGUUUUUGAGGGACUGUGGCAACAGCAGCUUCCCUUGACCAAGUCAGUCCUUCUAACCAUCGCUUCGAGUGGAGGCCUCCUUGUUUACUACUGAAGACCUUGGAGGAAAACUCCAGUUGUUUGGUGUAUGUUUUUGGUGGCUGUUUUUAUUCCCCCUGGAGAGUUACCUAACUUAUUUCUGAAACAAACAAACAAAACAGCACAGAUGUGAGUAAAAUGCCAGGGUUGAGAAUGAACAUUUAAGUGGAUGCUCACAAUUGCCCAAUUACGUAUGACCUUGAAUAAUAUUAAAAAGCUCCGUGUUUGAUGGCGGGCGACUAGAGUGAUGAGCCUGGGGUAGGAGGUUCCCAGACCUCUCCUCCCAGAGAGCUAGGAGUAUUUUAUAUAACACAGUUCAUCUUAGGGGAAUUCCCUCAUGACUGCUACUGAAGGGCCCUAUGUGGGAGAUUCAGGAUGGACAUUCAGUGAUGGGGACAGAGGUGCUUCUCAGGUUGGUCCUCAGUUACAGUAGUAAACUGGCUGGGGGCCAGUCAUCGUAUUGGUCCCUUCAGGUUUCAGUCAUGAAAAACAUUCAUUCUGGUGUCAUCCUGGUUCUAGACGUUACGGAUCAAUUUUGGAAACAUUUCCAAGAAGGUACCAAUUAGUGGUAAUGCUUAACCUUGGCAAUAAAUAUAGUUGUGUAUGAGCCUGUUGGUGUAAGCUCAGAUAAUCAAAACCAGAAAAUAGCAAGAUUCAAAUGAGACACGUUCUGCUGAACAGUUUCUGCUCCCUCCCCGACAUGUCCUGCCGAGGGAGGCUUUUUGUACAGUUGCUGCCGUUUCAGCAAGCAAGCCACGCAGAAGGAGAGCGAGCCUCGGGCUGGGCUGCCAGCCCUUCCCAACUCAGCUUGAGUUGACAGUGUUUGUGAGAAUCUCCAUGGGACAUACUGAAAUAUCAGUGUGCUGUGAUGCAAAGCUUACCUUUGACGAUAUUGAAUGUGAUAAAUAGCUAUAGAGAAGUACUUCCUUGCCUUAUGUGAGGAUCGUAAGCUUAUUUAAAUUAUGUAGACAAAUCAAAGUGGCAUUGCUUAAUUUUUAGCAGGUAUAAUAAGCAGGUUAACAGUAAAAAUGCAAAACAUAAGUCACUUUGAAAAUUCAAACCAAAGUUCCUUGACCUUAUUAGAAAUAGGAAAUUAUGGACUUGAGAAUUGGACAUUCCCUGUUUACAUAUAAAAAGUUCAGAGCUGAGUUCAUGGUUUUAAAAAAGACACACAGAAAGAAACAUGUUAUAACUAUGGACCUUAUGGGUGCAACUUGAAAUCAUUUUUCAGCAUCUCACCAGACUGAACUAAGCACAUACCAAACCUAUCUUAUGAUUAAAAGUUGGGGUUUAUUUUUUAUAUAAGAAUAUUAUCACUAUUACAUAACACACUCAGGACAAAGAACUUUGCUCAGGGAACAUACCAUAUAAUAUUUUUGUUUCUUUACAGAAUAGUCUACAGUCCUGCUUACUCAAAACAAACCAAAUAACUUAGACCUGUACGUAAGUAUUAUGUACUGAUGUUAGUAAUAACUACCUCUGAGUUUGACAUAGAUCAAAAUUUCUGAAUAUCAGAUAUCGGUUCUCCUAUUUUUAUUUCAUGUGAAAAGUACUCUAAAGGAGACUCCCUCAACUCCUUGCAUAUGUGAAUAUCACUGACGUAAGCACAGUGUCCAUUUACAUGGGUGAAAUAUUAUUCUGUUUACAGCAAAAGGCUACCUCAUAGUUGAUGCACAGCACACCUCUAUGCUGCUCCAGCCUUACAAUGGCUGAAAAUGCUCUGGUACAGACCUUGUUAUCUAUAGUAUAGAUAGCAGUUCACAACUGCACGUUUCUGACAAACACUUGUGAAUCAUGAAGCAUCUCAUCUAGUUAGCAAAGUCUCCGAGCAUUUCCUUCAAGUUAUCAUGUAUGUUGUUUAAAGACUUAUAGGGACUCUUCCACUGAAGCAAAACAGAACACACAAGCAAUCUUGGAAGUAGCUACUUUGCCCAGAGGUCAGUCGGUUGCAGGAAGAGGUUGGGAAGAGAGGUUGGUUGUGUGAGUGUUUUUGUGCUGGGCAAAACUUGUCAAAGAAAGAUGCCAAUCUCCUUCGUUUGUGUCUGUGCCGCCCUGAGGCCAAGUGUCUUGCAGCAUUAUUGCCCAGGCACAUAAUUAACUAGCACUGGGUGCCAAGGAGUGAACAUAGAGUGGAUGUGCAAUGCCAUUUCUAGCUACUGAGGGGUAGGGUCUGUGUGAAGCAUCAGUUUACAGGAGUUGCUAAUGGGUCGGGCAGGAGGUCAGUGAAUUAGUUGCCCCUUGACCUCACCCCCCCAUGUCAACACAAAUGUAAUUCCUUAGAAAGAUGCACUACCGGUCUCUUAGCCCUGUGAGCUAUUCAUUGCUACAUGGCAGAUUAUAGUAGCAACAGUUUUAUGCUUGCAUUUCUAGUCUUUACUAGAAGCCUUUGGAUGUAUUUUUACAGCUGAAAGAUUUAGAAAGAUUUUUACCUGCUUAUAACUUGGAAGUUUGGCGUGCAAUGUAGGGGAAAAGAUCAAGAAACAUCAUGUUAUUAGCAUUGGUCCAUCUACAAAUAAAUAUAGGGUGUUUUUAUUGCCGGUAUUUUUUUCAUGUUCUGGCCCAGUUUUAUUUUGCACCAAUGUGGCCCCAAGUUACUGCUAGUUGUAUUUAGUUUGUGAAUAGAAGCCCAUAAGUGUUAAUAGACUUUGUAACAUUCACUGUAAGAUGAAUUAUACAGGACAUGGGAGAUCUCAUUAAGUCUUAAAAAGUUAAUUUAAAUUAAUUUAUCUGUUUUCUCUAAGAAAUGUUUAUCAUAAAAUAUAUAUGUGUAUUUCCCCUUUGGUUAUAAAAUUUGGGGAAGUAUGUACAAGUGCAGCUGCACGGACUUUAAUUUUCCAGCUGUCUUAAUGAGGUUUGUUUGUUUUAGGGAAGAACAACUUGUUAAAAGCAUCGAAUUCUGUCUUACAUUGCUGUCAGCAGCCUCUUUCAGAUGUGGUGGUUGUGUGAUCUGUGUCAUAGUUGUUCAGUUAGAGUGAGAGGUUGACCUCUGAAUCGUUGUUAAAUUGUCUACUUGGAGCAAAGCUGCAAAGUUAUGGUAAAGUGCUGUACUGUGAGAAACUAUUAGGACAUUUAAUACAUCUGUGGCUUCACGUGUGUGAGACUUACCAGCUUGAAAAUGAUGGUGUUGACUACCUCCUGAAUUACAGCUACCAACCACUGGCACCCACCACCAGCUGGCUUUAAUUAGUGUGUGUUGCUUCUUGGUAUUAACAACUUUAACCAUAAUAGAGACCAAAGUGAACACUGAUUUCUAUAUGUCUUUAAUAUGGUGUUUUAUCUAGUGCUUUAAAAUUAUCCUGUGUAGUAUUUAGAUGACCUCAUUGUCCAUUUUGGCUCACGUUGUUUACAAGUGAAAAUAAAAAAACACUUGAACUGUAUGUUUUUAAAGGACGAAAAAGGAGUUAGAUGGUCGGAAUGGCAUUUCACUCAUGUACAGUCAUCCUGAUGGACUAAAAGUACUGUUUGCCUUUCUGCAGACCGUGGAUUUUAUAUUCUCAUCUCAUGCCUAAUGUCUUAUUCUGUCAAUUAUGGAUAUUUUGAGGUUUAAAGAAAUUACUUGAUUAAAAAUAAAACAUAUAACGUUGG
Orcinus orca (killer whale) is the source of this 5387-nucleotide messenger RNA. It is a transcript of the gene LIN28B, whose product is annotated as lin-28 homolog B. Gene Ontology annotation, molecular function: zinc ion binding; nucleic acid binding. The record is from RefSeq and is a predicted model, not a curated record. Lineage: Eukaryota; Metazoa; Chordata; Mammalia; Artiodactyla; Delphinidae. Bases 1 to 831 code for a protein of 276 amino acids. The transcript has 4 exons.